AUGUGUGACCUCCCGGCUGCCAUCCCUUUUCGAUAUGAGAUUAAAAUCGGUCAAUACGUCCUAAAAGUCAGGCAGAGGAGGGAGGCGAAGGUCCGCGCCCCAGAACCGCUGUCUGUGCCUCCUUCCCCGCUGCGUCACCCAGGGCAAGGCCCGCCCCUGCGGGGGAGGGCGAAGGCUCCGGGCCGGGGCGGCCCCGCUCCCUUCUCGGCCGCUUUCACUUUCGUUUCCGUUUCCGUCGCUUCGCCGGGCGGGGCUUCCCCCAUGGCGCUGGCGACCCAGGCUCUGCGGGUGCUGUGCGCCAGCGGCGGCUGCCUGGAGCAGGGCGAGCUGCAGCGGCGGCUGCCGGGCCGGCCCUCGGCCGAGCAGCUGGCGGCCGUGCUGCGGGACGCGCAGCGCUUCACGCUGGUGCGGCGGCCCGGCCCGGCGGCGGCGGCGGAGGCCGAGGUGGCCGUGGUGGUGGCCACCAGCCCCGUGCGGCUGUGCCCGGAGCACGGCGCGGGCUGCCCGGGGCACUGCGGGCGGCUGCACCUCUGCAAGUACCACCUGAAGGGCGUCUGCCGCAACCAGCAGCCCAGGAAGGGAUGCAGGUUUGUUCACAACUUCCACUCUGACCACAACCUCCAGGUUCUAAAGAAGUAUGGACUUGAGAAUUUAAACCAUGAUGAACUUUGCCAGCUUUUGCUUCAAAAUGACCCUUCCCUCUUGCCAGAGGUCUGCUUGCAUUAUAACAAAGGUGAUGGACUUCAUGGAUCUUGUUCCUUUAAAACAUCCUGCAGCAAACUCCAUGUUUGCCAGUACUUUUUGCGGGGUCAGUGCAGAUUUGGCAGCAGCUGCAAACGGUCCCAUGAUUUAUUAAAUCCAGAAUGUUUUGAGAAACUGGAGAGACAGGGAAUGAGUUCCGACAUUAUUAAGAAACUACCUUCCACUUAUAGAAACAUGUAUGACAUAAAAAAUGGCAACAGAAGCAUGUAUGACAUAGAAGAUGCCAAGCCUUCACCAUGCAAAGACAGAAAACCCAGCACUGGACAGGAUUCCUCAGCUACAAAGGAUGAUGAAUCAGAACAGAUAUGUUUACAUCAUCUGUACAGAAGUUGUGGCUUUAAAGAAAAGUGUAUCAGAACCCAUUUCCACUUGCCAUAUAGAUGGCAGUUCUUUAGGGGUAAUACCUGGAAGGACUUCACGAAUAUUGAAGAAAUAGAAGAAGCAUAUUGUGACCCAAAAAACGUCAGAUUUGCUUAUGCUUUUACUGAAGGAAUCCUUUUCCCAUUCUGUAUCUAUUUUCACGAUAUGUCCUGUGGGUUGCAAAAAGUCAGACGUCUUUCUACAGCCUCCUCUGUGACCAAACCCCCUCACUUCAUUCUUACAACAGAAUGGAUCUGGUACUGGAAAGAUGAAUAUGACAUAUGGCGGGAGUAUGGCAAACAAGAUGAUCUUCAUGCAGCUGCUACUAUCUCCAGUGAUGACCUGGAGAAAGUCUAUUUGGCUGGAAGUUCUCCAAAGCUGACCUUCAAAGCUGGAAAACAUGAAUAUGAAAUAAAUUUUGUGUCCAUGAUGCAGAAGAACCUUCGCUACAGAACUGAGAGGAAGAUUUGCAGAAGACCUAAAUUUGUCUCUCAGGCAGAGGUGGAAAAAACAAGAGACAGGGGCGUUAAACAUACAGAAGGGUUUAAGGGCAUUCCAGCUCACUGGGACAAAUCUGCCCUGCCUGAACUGGGAUUCAAGCUGAUUGAGCUUGACUGUUCUUCUGAAGAAUACAAGAAGGUCAAAGUGGACUUUCAGCGUACAAUGCCCAAAGCAGCUAUUAAAAGGAUUUGUAGAGUUCAGAACCCAUCCCUCUGGGAACUGUAUCAAUGGCAGAAGGACCUGAUGCAGAAGAGCAAUGGUGGAAAGGCUGCAGACGAGCGAUUUUUAUUUCAUGGAACCAGUAAAAAAGACAUUGAUGCCAUCUGUCAGCAGAACUUUGACUGGAGAAUCUGUGGCCUUCAUGGGACAGUCUACGGCAAAGGAAGCUAUUUUGCAAGGGAUGCAUCUUAUUCUGACAACUACUGUGGGACAGACUCCCACACCAAGACCAUGUUUCUGGCACGAGUGCUGGUGGGGGAGUUCACUCUUGGUAGUUCGGAUUACGUUCGGCCUCCCAUGAAGGACAGCCAGAACUUCUAUGACAGUUGUGUGAACAACUCUUCAAACCCUUCUAUCUUUGUCAUCUUUGAGAAGCAGCAGGUAUAUCCAGAGUAUCUCAUAGAAUACCAGGCAUCAGCAAGACUUCUAUAGCAACAAAACCUGUCAUCCUUAUGUUUCACUGGUUUAAAAAGUUUUUAGUGUCUCCAAACCAAGACAUUUAGUUUUGGCUUAAGAGAGAAUUGAUUUUGAAGAAGCUGCGUGAUCAGAUAGCUGAGUGUACAGAAACAUUUAUUCUCUGUCUUUUCUGUGCAAUAGAAAACAAGGCACAAAAAGACAUAGAGGAUGUUUUAGAACUCCUAAAAUCCUGUUUCUGUAUCCUAUUUUUAGCCGCCUUCACAUUAACCUACAUUAUGAGAGAUAUUCAUAAAUUUAUUAGAAGAAGUUGUUGAUGGUUGUAGCAUGAAGAUUGUCCAUGCCUGCCAAGUUUAAACAAUUUUUAGUUAUUGUUUCAGGAUGGAUUUUUACACGUGCUCAUUGGCCAGAGGCGUUAUCCCUCUACCUGUUUACCUUUUAACUCAAAACUGGAUAAAACAUAUUUUUUAGUAAUCUGUCUCCUGUAACAGUAGACAUUCAAGUGUUUGCAAAUGUGAUUGUACAAUCUCUGUGCUCAACUCAUUGCAUAAAUUCUUAUUAGCACUCUUCUUUUUUGUCCCUACUCAGUCUGCACCAACAAAACCUCAAAAAUUAAACUUGCUUGUUGAAAAAGAACAGGCUUAUUUUCACUUGUUGAGUUUCUCAUUUAAAACAAGUACCAAAGAAACAAGCAUAACAGGGGUUGCUUGGUGCUGUGUGACUCGGAUGAUUUACUUUAUCAAAGAAAUACUAUAUUUAAUGUCUGAAAACACAGGUUUUUCAUGACUUUCACUGUGCCUACAUAUGAAAGAGUGCUGGCAGGUGCUGUGGAGGAAGCAGAGGAGACAACUCACACUGUUAUUUAAUAACAUACUUAGGAGGGAAAUAUACUGCUUGUCCUGCUUGGUUGUCAGUACCUUGUUUCUGUAGAUGAACUUUAUGGUUCCCUUACAGCUGUUGGGAGAGAUGGUGAGUGACUGUCCCUCAUUAGGUGAUCUUUGUCUUUGGGUGCAGGAGAUUCACAGAUUUCCUGUGUAAUCAAGCUGUCAUUGGACUUCUUUCAGGAAAAAUGUGCUUACCUAGGAGGUGGUCUUCAGGCACAGAGCUGAAACCUUUAAAAUCUGAAGAUUAGGUUGAAUAUUUAAUUAUUCCCAUCAGAAGAAGAUAAUAGUCUUGAGCAGUCAGGUUACAUGUGUGCAAAAUCAAAAAACUUGAGUUAGCAUAUAUUUUUUUAAGAUUAAAGUUGCUGAUGCAUAGAUAGAUACUUUAUGAGAGGACUAAUGUGCUAAAGUAGUUAACUGUACUGUACUGCAAAAGCCUUAAGAAAUACUUUCUAUAUAACCUAGAAAAGCUCAUCUAUAGCUGCAUUCUGUAUACUUCUUGUUAAUUCAUCUGGAUGAUGAUUGACAGGUGUUCACUGGGUAACUCUUUAUUACUUCAGCACUGUGAGCCAGGAGCUUGGCCAUGAUUAACUGGAGUAAGGCUGUACUGACCCCUUUUUGUGUGAACUGCAAAUCUAGAAGCAUGAUACCUAAAAGAAAAUAACUCCUAUUUGUGUUUAAUCCCAGUGAAACACAGGAUGGGGAGAGGCAAAUCAACUGUAUUAUUUCUUUUGAAAUAUUUGUAAUAGGACAUGCCAGCAAAUGAGCUUGUCAGUACAUUCAUUGAGAUAGAGAACAGUUAUGGAGUAAAGUUUUCCUUCCUCUGUGCAGAGUAAGGUUUUUCCACCAAAACAAAAACCACGUUUGUCUACAUGUUAAUGGCAAAUGGGAAUACUGGUCAUAUACAUUUCUUCCUCUGAACAUAACCAGAAUUUUAGGUAAGAAUUAGCAUAGCUAAAGUCAUGUUAAUCUUCUGCCAGAAAAUUGAAGCAAACCUUCUUUUUCCGGCAAAAAGUUGAAAUAUUUUUAUUGACAGUUUUUAUUGUAUUUUUAAAACCUCUAACUUGAUUCUUGGAGAGGAUGUAUGUAUGCUUGUGUGUGUGUAUGGAUAUAAGUAAAACAGUGAAUAAAACACGUGGUUGUAGUACUUUGUCAUCUGUUAUUUUUCCAUUAUCACAGAAAAAGAAAAGUUGCCAUGUUUUCUACUUCUGAAACUGCAGGGGUAACUUUCAUGUGUAUAGUAAAUAAACAGGUACUCAAACCAGUAAA
This is a messenger RNA of Prinia subflava (tawny-flanked prinia), 4406 nucleotides long. RefSeq names its product protein mono-ADP-ribosyltransferase PARP12-like. The record is from RefSeq and is a predicted model, not a curated record. NCBI's taxonomy places the organism in Eukaryota, Metazoa, Chordata, Aves, Passeriformes, Cisticolidae. Gene Ontology annotation, molecular function: metal ion binding; NAD+-protein mono-ADP-ribosyltransferase activity; NAD+ poly-ADP-ribosyltransferase activity. Gene Ontology annotation, cellular component: nucleus.